Molecule: messenger RNA, 2145 nt
Organism: Neurospora tetrasperma FGSC 2508
Lineage: Eukaryota; Fungi; Ascomycota; Sordariomycetes; Sordariales; Sordariaceae
Exons: 1
Coding region: 1-2016 (671 amino acids)
Biological process (GO): mitochondrion inheritance
Cellular component (GO): mitochondrial inner membrane
Source: RefSeq, a predicted model, not a curated record
AUGAGCCACCUGGCACGGCAGGCUUUACUCUUGCGAAGGAUACGACAGAAUACCACGACCACAACGUUAUGCAUGGCAGGAAAGCGAUAUCAAAGUUCGGGCAAAGAGACCAAGGGCCAUCAUGACGAGACCAAGGCCGAAGCCAAGUCUUCUACAAUUCCUCCUCAGCAAAAGUCCGAGCAACCACAGCAACCACCGCAUACCGAGACGGCUUCUGGUUCUGGUCCCCAGCCGACUCCCGCACAUGAAUCAAUAGCAGAUUCCAUGUCUAAAUACCUUCACCUUCCUCACCUCCCCCAUCUGCCUCACCGGCCCACAAAAGAAGAGCUUCUGGCGGCAGCAAGCGGGUUCUGGUCGCGUCUCAAGGUCCGAUUCAAGUGGUUCUCCAUCAGGAGCAUGCGCCCCUGGAACGCCGACGAAUGGGGAGCGUUUGUGUCCUUCUUCUUAUUCGGUCAUUUGGUCUGGAUUCUUGUUGGCACGACUACCUUCUUCUCCCUCAUCAUCCUCUUCAUCAACACGGUGUUUGCCCAGGAAACGCUGGCCAAGUGGAUCGGAGACUACCUAACACAAUCUGCUGGCCUUACUGUUGUCUUCGAGUCGGCUAUUGUGCCCAAAUGGGGAGAUGGUGUCAUCACUUUCCGCAAUGUCUUUGUUUCUCGGAGACCUGGUCAGCCCAAGUCUUCCGUCAAGAAGGGUUCUUCCGAAGCUGCGGCCGAAGCAGCUGCUGCUAAACAAGCCGCCGAACAAGAAGGCACUGCCGUGGAAGAGGACGAUGGCAACUACACCCAGUUCGACGUCACUAUAGACACCGUGAACGUGGCUUUGUCUUUCCUUAAAUGGUGGAACGGAAAGGGUCUUCUCAAGGACGUCGAAAUAAAGGGUGUCCGAGGUGUUGUUGACAGGACUUCGGUUGUCUGGGGCAAUGAGGACCUCAACCCCCUUGACUUCAGACAGGAACAUAACCCUGGCGACUUUGAACUGGAUCACUUCAAGAUGGAAGACUUGCUGGUCACCGUCCACCAACCAGGCGGUUUCCGGCCCUUUUCCGUUUCCAUCUUCUCCUGCGAGCUUCCUCAGCUACGAAAACAAUGGCUGUUCUAUGACUUUUUGUCAGCAAAUCACAUGUCCGGAUCAUUCGAUGGAUCACUAUUCACCAUUCAUCCCAGACAGAUCCACGGUGUGUCCGCAGCAGAUAACGGCCGUCACCACCAAGACGAGUUCGGUUCUCCCUCGGCCUGGAAGAAGUUCUCCCGACUACGGAUUGAUGGGCUGAAGAUUGACCACCUGAACCGCGGUGUAGAAGGACCGUUUGGCUGGAUUUACGAAGGCAAUGUCGAUAUUAUUGCCGACAUCAUGUUCCCUGCGGACCCUGAGGAGGGUCUAAGCAAGGUUGUCGCCGAAUUUUACGACAAAAUGGAAGAAGCCGUAACCAGCAACCGCUACCUCAAGAUUCUAGACGGCAACAUUUCUCCCAACAGCCGAAGCAACACCAACAGCCCCACCCUUGAAAGCGGGCCAAUUCCGGAGUCUGCCUCUGACAUCGACCUCACCGGCCACCACGAUGAGCUCCCCACCUCGGAGCAGCACUUCCCCCCCUUGAUCCCUCCCGCGACUCCCAAAGAGCCAGCCCCCAUCGAAGAAACCCCCUCCUACCUAGUCAUGGACCUUCGCAUCCACCUCAACGACGUCCGCGCCGCUGUCCCUCUGUUCAACAACCCACACAUGAGCUACGUGAACCAAGCCCUAGUGCGGCCCAUCGUCGCCUACAUCAACGCCAAGCGCACCUACAUCCCCAUCAGCUGCCGGAUCGUAAAACGGCUGACGGACUUUGACGGAGCUUGGACCGUUUGGGACUGUGGGCUCAUGGACGACAUGAGCGCCGAAGUGUACCGUGCCUUUGCAAGAAACGUAGAGGAUCAACAAAGCAGAGUAAGGAGAUUCAAGCGUGUGGGACUGUGGACGGUCAGUCUCGUGGUACAUGCGUUGCUGGCUGGCGUAGCGGGAGAUUUGAUGUGAGCAGUCAUUGAAUAUGACACUCACGAUUAUAGACUAUUGCCUGUGUUUCAUCAGGCCGCAAGAGGAGAAGUCUUGUUUGUGACGAUACGGGGCUGUGUUGUACUAUCCUUUUUUUCUCUCUCUCCCUUC